This is a messenger RNA of Pipra filicauda (Wire-tailed manakin), 5061 nucleotides long. RefSeq names its product cullin-associated NEDD8-dissociated protein 1-like. Gene Ontology annotation, cellular component: nucleus. NCBI's taxonomy places the organism in Eukaryota, Metazoa, Chordata, Aves, Passeriformes, Pipridae. The coding region runs from base 218 to 3925 and encodes 1235 amino acids. The transcript has 15 exons. The record is from RefSeq and is a predicted model, not a curated record. Gene Ontology annotation, biological process: SCF complex assembly; protein ubiquitination.
CCUUCGCCGGGCAGGGGGCGGGCGGUGGGAGCGGGGGCGGCCCGGCCCUGCCCCGUCCUGCUCCGUUCUGCCCUGCCCGGCCCAGCCCAGCGCUGCCCCGGCCCCCCCGAGCCCAGCCCGCCGAGCGGGCAGAGGCACCGCCUGGCCCGGGCCCGUCCCGCCGGCCCGUCCCGCCGCCUCGGGGGCUCCCUGCGCGGAGCCGCCCCGGCCCCUCGCCAUGGCCAGCGUCUCCUACCACAUCUCCAGCCUGCUGGAGAAGAUGACCUCCACCGACAAGGACUUCAGAUUUAUGGCCACCAACGACCUGAUGAUAGAACUGCAGAAAGAUUCAAUAAAACUAGAUGAAGACAGCGAGAAAAAAGUUGUGAAAAUGCUUUUGAAAUUGCUGGAGGACAAAAAUGGGGAAGUACAGAACCUUGCUGUCAAGUGCCUGGGCCCGCUGGUUGGCAAAGUGAAGGAGUACCAGGUGGAGACCAUCGUGGACACACUGUGUACAAACAUGCUGUCAGACAAGGAGCAGCUGCGGGACAUCUCCAGCAUUGGCCUCAAAACCGUCAUCUCUGAGCUGCCACCAGCUUCCACAGGCUCCACCAUGACAGCAAAUGUGUGCAAAAAGAUCACAGUCCAGCUGACGGGAGCCAUUGGCAAGCAGGAGGAUGUGUCUGUGCAGCUGGAAGCUCUUGACAUCCUGUCAGAUAUGCUGAGCAGACUGGGGGGAACACUCUACUCAUUCCAUUCCUCAAUCCUGACCUGUCUCCUGCCCCAGCUGACGAGCCCCAGGUUGGCAGUACGUAAACGGGCCAUCACUGCCUUGGGGCAUCUAGUCUUGACCUGCAGUGGAAACAUCUUCUCAGAGCUCACAGAGCAUCUGCUGGCUGAGCUGAAGAGGAAUGAGUCUACAUCUACCACCAGGACAUACAUUCAGUGUGUGGCUGGCAUCAGCAGGCAGGCUGGGCACCGCAUAGGAGAACACCUGGAGAGGAUCGUCCCUCUGAUCGUUCAGUACUGUGACGUGGACGAUGACGAGCUGCGGGAGUACUGCUUCCAGGCCUUCGAGUCCUUCGUGCGGAGAUGCCCAAAGGAAAUCGACUCUCACAUCCCGAGUGUGAUGGGGCUGUGUCUGAAGUACAUCACCUUUGACCCAAACUACAACUAUGAUAAUGAGGAGGAAGAGGAAGAGAUGAUGGAAACUGAAAAUGGAGAGGAUGAAGAGCAAGAAAGCGAUGAUGAGUACAGUGACGAUGACGACAUCAGCUGGAAGGUCCGAAGGGCUGCGGCCAAGUGCCUGGAGGCCGUUGUCAGCAGCAGGCACGAUCUCCUGCAGGACUUUUACAGAACUCUUUCCCCAGCCUUGAUAAGCAGGUUCAAAGAGAGGGAGGAGAAUGUCAAAGCUGACAUCUUCAGUGCUUACAUCUCCUUGCUGAAGCAAACGCUGCCCACCCAGAGCUGGCUGCACGCUUCCGAUGCCUCUGGCAAGGGUGACGUUCCCCUGACGAUGCUUCGGAACCAGGUCCCCAACAUUGUCAAGGCCUUGCACAAGCAGCUCAAAGAAAAGAGCAUCAAAUCAAGACAGGGUUGUUUCAGCCUCCUGACAGAACUGGCCAAUGUUCUUCCUGGUUGCCUGGCAGAUCACAUCCCUGCACUCGUCCCUGGUAUUGUUUUCUCCUUGGCGGAUAAAUCCAGCUCCUCCAACAUGCGGAUCGACACGCUGUCCUUCCUCCACGUCCUUCUCUGCAACCACCAGCCGGAGGUGUUUCACCCUCAUAUCAAGAGCCUGUUGCCCCCUGUUGUGACCUGCAUUGGAGACCCGUUUUAUAAGAUCAUGUCAGAAGCUCUGCUGGUAACUCAGCAGCUUGUGAAAGUUAUCAGGCCUUUGGACAAAUCUUGCACUUUUGAUGCCAAGCCCUAUGUGAAGGACCUUUUCUCUGGUACUCUGAAGCGGCUGAAGGCUGCUGACAUCGACCAGGAGGUGAAGGAACGUGCCAUCUCCUGCAUGGGACAAAUCAUUUACAACCUGGGAGACCAUUUAAGCACUGAUCUCCAGCCAACUUUGAAGAUAUUUCUGGAGAGGCUCAAAAAUGAAAUCACCAGACUGACAACAGUCAAAGCAUUAACCUUAAUUGCUAGUUCUCCACUUAAAAUAGAUUUGAGACCCAUUCUAGGGGAAGGUAUCCCCAUUCUAGCUUCCUUCUUGAGAAAGAAUCAACGUGCCUUGAAACUGAGCACUUUGACUGCUCUGGACAUCCUGGUGAAGAACUACAGCGACAGCCUCAAGCCUGCCAUGAUCGAGUCUGUGCUAACAGAGCUCCCCGCCUUAAUUACUGAGAAUGACAUGCACGUGUCCCAGGUGGCCAUCAUGUUCCUCACGACUUUGGCAAAGGUUUAUCCAUCCUGCAUCUCCAAGAUCAGCGGCUCAGUCCUCGCUGAAAUCUUUCAGCUUGUCCACUCACCUUUGCUUCAAGGAGGGGCUCUGAAUGCCAUCAUCGCCUUCUUCCAGGCACUGGUCCUGACGAAGGCAGCCAGCACGGGUUACCCCGAGCUGAUGAAGCAGCUGACAGCACCCGUUUACUCCUCGGGUUCGGCCGGGGCCUCGCUGACGUUGCACAAACAGGCGUAUCACUCCGUCGCAAAGUGCGUGGCAGCGCUGUCCUCGGCCUGCCCGAAGGAGGCCCCUGUGACAGUGAACCAGUUUGUUCAGGAUGUGAAAAGCCCCAAGUCCAGUCCUGCUGUUCAAGUGCUGGCUUUCCUCUCCCUGGCAGAGAUGGGCCGUACCACAAACCUCAGUGCUCACAGGGAGCUCAGAACUGUCAUCCUGGAAGCGUUUGCUUCCACCAGUGAAGAGGUGAAAUCCGCUGCCUCCUACGCGCUGGGGAACGUCAGCGUUGGGAAUCUGAAGGAGUAUCUGCCCUUCAUGCUGAAGGAGAUCGGAAGCCAGCCCAAGCGACAGUACCUGCUGCUGCACUCCCUGAAGGAAGUCAUCAGCUCCUCCCCGGCCGACAGCCUCACGCCUUACGUGGAGGAUAUCUGGGCUCUGCUCUUCAAGCACUGCGAGUGCACAGAGGAAGGGACACGCAACGUGGUGGCAGAAUGCCUGGGGAAGUUGACCUUGGUGAACCCUGCUGAGCUGCUGCCCCGGCUGAGGAAACAGCUGUCAGCAGGCUCUCCACAUGCCCGGAGCACCGUGGUCACUGCCAUCAAGUUCACAAUUGCAGACCAGCCUCAGCCCAUUGAUGCUCUCCUGAAAGGCUGCAUAGGUGACUUCUUACAAACUCUGCAAGAUCCAGACCUGAACGUUCGCCGCGUGGCUUUAGCCCUGUUUAAUUCUGCUGCUCACAACAAACCUUCUUUAAUCCGGGAUUUACUGAACAUGGUCCUGCCCAGCCUGUACAGCGAAACGAAGGUCCGAAGGGAGCUCAUCCGGGAGGUAGAAAUGGGGCCAUUCAAGCACACAGUGGACGAUGGCCUUGAUGUGAGGAAAGCUGCUUUUGAGUGCAUGUACACCCUGCUGGAAAGCUGCCUGGACCAGCUGGACAUCUACGAGUACCUGAACCAUGUGGAGGAUGGGCUAAAGGAUCACUAUGAUAUUCGGAUGCUGACGUUCAUCAUGCUGGCGCGGCUCUCCGUGCUCUGCCCCAGCGCUGUCCUGCAGCGGCUCGAGCGCCUGAUCGAGCCCCUCCGGGCAACCUGCUCCACCAAGGUGAAAGCAGGUUCAGUGAAGCAGGAGUUUGAGAAGCAGGAUGAGCUGAAGCGCUCAGCCAUGAGGGCAGUGGCUGCUCUCCUGACCAUCCCCGAGGUGGAGAAAAGUCCAGUGAUGGCAGAGUUUUCAUCCCAGAUCAGAUCCAGUCCUGAAAUGGCAUCACUGUUUGAGAGCAUUCAGAAAGAUUCUGCUUCCCUCUCCAUCUCAGAGUCAAUGGACAUGAGCUAAGAUGUGUUUCCCCCAUUGCCCUCCUGCCCUUGCAAUGCCCCAGCCAGAGACACCAGCUGGGUCGGGGGGGAACGAAGGCCAUUGAGCCACUCCUGCCACAGCCAUGUGCAAGUCCCUGGGCAGCCACAGGAGAAACUGCCUGGAACCAGCGGCACUUGCAUUAGACACCUCAUGGAUCAGGGGAACACAUCCUCAUGUAGGGGAGGGGCUGAAAGAUGAGCAGUCCCACUUCUCAGCAAGUUUUAAGGGGUACACAAAGCAACUGCAAUUGAGUGUGGUUCCAUGAACAAUGGAAACUACUUCCUGAUAUAUUCCUUGCUGCAGUACAAAAAAAUAUAGCUUUAAAUGGUUUUUUAAUGACUGCACAUGCACUUUCUACCCCAAAUUGCCCAAGAAUGUAUUUACAGUGUUUCCCUAAAUAACAUGACUAAAAACUGAAGUCAUGUCUUUAGUGAUGAGCACCACUCCCACAGGCCUUUUGGGAAAGGAGACUUGCCCCAGCCAAGCUGCGGGAGCUGCAUGGGGCAGGGGGGUUACCUAGCCCCCCAGGCUUCUUCCUGGGGCUCCAUAGUUUGGCAUUUGGGCAAUACAAAGCUUUCUAGCUUGGCUUCCGUUUUUACAGUUUUGACUGCAAAAUACCUCAAGUGUCUCCUCCAAGGGAUGAUUAGUGACUAUCUCAGUGACAAACCCUGCUCUAAGCUCUGCUGUGCACCAACGCUGGCUUCUUCUCCCCUUGGAGCACCUCGGUGUUGUCACCAGUCAUGAGGGCACCAACCUACUGAUCCUGGUCACAGAUCAGCAGGAGGCACCUAUAGGAGCGCUGGUGGUCUGUGUUAAUGUCAAAGGGGUGAGAGGUGGCAGGCAGGAGCCAGAGGUGCAAACACGCAAUCCACAAUGGCUGCUGUGCUCAAAUCCUGCUUUGUGCAGGAGAAAAUGCCUUAAGGGACAGAGAAUGUUAACAGCCAACUAGAGGACAAGGCCACCAAGACACACUGGGGCUGUGGCCAUGGACCUGCCCUACGCUUCCUUUUCUCCUCUUCUGACAGGAUGGUUGAUGUGAAAGUAUUUACAGUGCUGUGUGAAAGGACAGCUAUUGUCUGAAUGGUAUAAAAAUAAAAUACACUUGUGAAGCUGCA